AUGGCCAAAGUGUACCAGCGCGAGAGCCUCGGCCCUCGCAAGCGGGCGCAGAAGAAGCUCGCCGUGACACGAUGCCGGGCGGUGUCUGCCCGCCCAAUGCGCAAUGGGUGGCAGGUGCCUCUGGCUGUGGGAUUCUGCUGUGGUAUGCCUCACGGCUGCGACUGGCCGGCGCCUCGGCGCGUCAGCUCGGCUUGGCGCAGCGAUCGUGGCCAGCGCAACUCGCCUGGACUCAACGCUCAGCCAGGAGCUCCCGCACGCGCCUUUGCGAGUCAUGGCGCAUGCAACGCGCAGCAAUGCUCGCUCGCCUCGCCUCGCGCAAAUGCGACCGUCCUCGCAGCCGACAGUCCACCGCCUGCUAAAGAAGCACAGCGACAAUGCGGCAGCGGCGACGCAUGGCAGGCUGGUCAUGUCUCAUGA
Molecule: messenger RNA, 417 nt
Organism: Emiliania huxleyi CCMP1516
Lineage: Eukaryota; Haptophyta; Isochrysidales; Noelaerhabdaceae
Exons: 1
Coding region: 1-417 (138 amino acids)
Source: RefSeq, a predicted model, not a curated record